Trichomycterus rosablanca is the source of this 590-nucleotide messenger RNA. RefSeq names its product mucin 13b, cell surface associated (gene muc13b). The coding region runs from base 192 to 590 and encodes 132 amino acids. NCBI's taxonomy places the organism in Eukaryota, Metazoa, Chordata, Actinopteri, Siluriformes, Trichomycteridae. The record is from RefSeq and is a predicted model, not a curated record. The transcript has 6 exons.
AAGAAGUAAAUUCAAGAUGUGAGCCAUGUCUUUUUGGAUUCUCUGGUUUCAACUGUGAAGAAUAUUAUCUCCUGAUACUUGUUGUGGUCUCCGUGGUUCUGGGCGUACUGUUUCUCAGCACUUUUAUUGCCACUAUAGUCAUAUCCAGACGGAAACGAAAAACUACGUCAUCUUCAGAUACCAACAGCAAAAUGGACCUUCUGGUCCUCCCCAAAGCUGCUACAAUUCCAAUGAUCUCACGACCGUCACAGAAAACCACAUCGUAUUCAAAUACAAACACCCAGCUGGACCUUCUGGACCUCCCCAAACCUUCUGCAAUCCCGAGGAUCCCACGGGCUAAAACUAAUCCUGACUGGCAACUAACUAAUCUGGAGAUGACCAACAGUGGAAGCACCAAUGCUCUUGUGACCAAAGAUCACACAGAGAACCGAGCGAAUGGAGGGUAUAACGGCCCCUAUGAUGACACAAGGAGCUAUAACAGUCGGAGCCCUUCUAGAAUGGGAAAUGGUCACACAAGAGGGAAUUACAGCGAAUGGACCACGAGGAACCCCUACGACCAGCCAGAUGAGGACCGAAUGCGCAGAUACUAA